GCUGCCGGCGGGCAAAGAGCGGGCAGCGCGCCUCGGAGGAGCCGCUCGGGCCGGGCUGGGAGCCGGAGAAGGGAGUCGGGCCGGCCAUGCAGCGGGACGAAUGGGACGAGCAGAGCGAGCUGCGGGAGCUCAACGCCCGCCUGGAGCUCUACGUGCGGCGGGUGCGGGAUUUGGAGCAGGAGAACCGGUGCUUGGCGCACGAGUUGGCCGCCUUGCGCAGCCGGGAAGGACGCGCCGGCCGCUGGCAGGAGACGGAGCAAGAGGUAGCCGAGCUGCGCUGGGUGGUGGCGGACUUGAGCCGGGCUAAAGGCGAAGCCGAGCUGGAACGGGAUGCGCUGCGCAAAGAGUUGGAGAGCUUGGAGAGGCUGUGCGCGCAAGUUGGAGAGCUGCGCCUCCGCCGCCUGGAGCCCGAGCUGGCCCGGCAGCAGCAGCAGCUGGCGGGGCUGCGGGCCGACUGCGCCGCUCUGGAGGCGCUGCUGGAGCAACUCCUGGCCGAGCACCGAGGGCUGCAGGAAGCGCGCAAGCAGCGGCCGGCUGCGCUGCUGCCUGCCCCGCGCGUCCUCCGGGCUGAGCGCUUGGAGAGACGGCAGCUGGAAUCCGACUUCGCGCUGGUGUUGAGCUGGAGCUGCGCGCAGAGCCUGGAGCGCUACGAGGCCGAGCUGCGGGCCCUGCAGGAGCUGGAGGGCCGCCUCGGUCACCAAGACCUGCGCCAGCUGCGCGCCCAGAACCAGGAGAGCCGCCGCCGCCUCGAGGAGCUGUGGCGCCGCUGCCGGGAGCUUUGCGCGCUGGGCGAGCGGCUGGAAGAGGAGCGGCUGGCGCAGCAGGAGAGCCACGGCGCCCAGCUGGCCGAGUACCAGAUGAUAAUUGAAGCUCUUGAAGAAGAGAAGAACUACUUAACCAUGUCCAUUGCAGAGUACCUGAAGGAUUACCAUGAACUUCUGCAAGUGAAAGCUGGACUCAGCCUUGAAAUUGAAACUUACAGAGCUUUGCUAGGAGCAGAGAGCAAGCAAUGGAUUCUCAUGUGGAAUGAAGAACAUGGAAGAAGGUUACCCCAAGGUGACCGAAAUUUGCGUUACGAGUAUAGCAACCGAUACUCCGCUUAUCAACAGGAGAAAGGAAAGAGAGCUCUUCCCGCAAUUCCAAAUGUUGACCUAAGAUAUAAAUUCCCGCAAACAAAUUUGAGCCGCUCUGUGGUUUCUUCAUCUAGGACAGAAAGUGCUGGAAGGCAAACAAUUUUCCCUGAGAAAAAAAUGCUACCAAAAGAACCCUUCAGGCUGGGACAGCGUCCUUCAAGUUCUACCGAAAGAUAUGUGACUCACGAAAGAAGCUUGAUAGGACAAAGAGAAAGACAAAGCUUUACGUCGCCUUAUCGGAUGAGCAGAGAAGGUGACCUUCAGCCAAGGCCACCAGCGCCUGAAAGGAAGACAUUCGAAAUGGGAAGUAUGGCAUCUGCUUUGAAAGAGUCCACCAUCCUUCAGAAGCAAAUGAAAAAGCCAACAAGUUCUGAAGGCAUCAGGGCCACCAUGAUCAUCACUUCACCUCUAUCUUACAGCUCAACAACUUCUUCUUCUAAAGGAAGCCAAUAUGAGACGAGGGAAGGAAUCUUGGGUGACAUCAAUGAAAUAAUCAAAGGGGGCAAACCAGGAACAGAAGAAAAACACGUUUUGGUAGAAGGAGUUGAGCAGAAGGAAAAGUUGGCCAAAGAAGCAACAGAUUCUGCCAUGAAGAACUUUGAGAAAUUGAACAGGGUAGAAAAAACUGUUCAAAAGGAGGCCGAAGUGAAGGAAGGCGUGGAUAACAAAGAGGAUACAGUGGAAGAGGGUAUCUUUAAGAGAAAGGAAGAUAAAUUAAUGAAAGAUAAGAUGCUUUCUAGAAGAUGGGAGGAACAGAUUAAAGUGGAGUCAGAAGUAAAGAAGAUUCCAAAAGAUACAGCAACAUUUGGAAGGGAGAAAAUUGUGAGCAUCUCCUCAAAAACCCAAGAAACUAUUGAUGCCCCCAUUCAUUCAGGACAUACUAAAGGCAAAAUUCUACAGAAGAAUCAUAAUGUAGAGAUAACACUGCAAGACUUCAAAACUUCUCCAGAAAAAUCAAAAGGGAAAGCUGAAUUUAAACUCGGCAAUGAAAUGACUCCAGGUGAUAGAAGCAAAGAAGGUAAUUCUGAAAUAGAUGCUUCGCUCACUGAGAGUAUAGCAGAGAACAUUGUUUCUGACAUCCUUAAAGGUUUUGUACAAAAGUCUUCAGAGGAAGGACUUCCUCCCGAAGCUAAAAUAACUUCCUUCGAAAAGGAAGAAAUUUCUGAGGAUGGAAAAGUGAAAACCAAGAUCAGCAUAGAGUCCACAGUUCAAGAAGAUGACCUUGAUGUGUCUAAUAAGUCUGAAUUGGGAAGUUUCUUUGAGAAAGAUAUUAAAAAGGUAUUGGAGGAUACUAAAGGAAGUUUAGAUGAAAAUGUCCUAGACGAUAUAAUUAAUGCUGGGAUGAAAGGAAUGAAAGACAAGGCCAAGAGGACUAUUAAAGUUGAGAUCAUUGAAGAGCCUACAACUGUAGUUGAUGAAAGGGUGGAGUUUUCAACCCCAUUCGAAGUAGAGGAAGCAGAAGAUACGUUUCUCAAUGUGAGAGAACAUCCAUAUUAUAGUGAUAAAGAGAAAGCCACCACAAGUGUUACUGGAGACGUUAAGGAAAAACAACCCGAUGUGAUUGUGACUCAUGUGGAAGAAGUAUCUGAGGGCGAUGACGUUGUGGAUGAAGAAAAGUACUUUGUUUCCACUCCAGAUGAAUACCCGUUUGGUUAUGAGGAAGGAGAAGGUUCCACCUAUGGUCAAAUCCAUUUUGAAGAAGAAUCCACGGUGAAAUAUUCUUGGCAAGAUGAAUUUCUGGAAGGGUCUCAAACCAACAUAAAGGAAAGCAUGGCUUUACCAGAAUUGAUUUAUCAAGUAAUUGGCGCAGAUGCUGGGCCCUUUAUCUCAAAGACGGAACCCCCCAAAGAACAGGUGGCCCAUGCUGAAUCUGUAGUUAUUGAGAAGGAGAUUAAAAUCCCGCAUGAAUUUCAGGAGUCGAUAAAGGAGGUUUUUGCUCACCAUUCAAAAGAUCCUAAACAUCAGUUGAAAGAGGCUCUAGGAAAGCUUGAAGCAACUCUUCCAGAACUUGUGAAACAGGAACUCGGUGAACUCACCAAAGAGGACAAAACUGACUCUAGUACCUUGGAGGUGGAUAUUAAAAAAGUAAAGCACCCCGAAAAAGAGGGUGUCUUUAGUAUCGUUGCAGAAGUUAAUUUAUCCCAGACAAUAGACUCUGACCAGUUGAGUACAGAAUUGCUUGGUGAAGUUGUGACCGAUCAGAUGAAAUUGUCCAAACAGUCACCAAAUGAAGGUGACUUUGAUCAAUACAUAAAGCAAGAACCAGAAACUUGGCAGGAUGAAAAACAUCACAUAGAUGUUUCCUCCACACAUUGGACCACAGAAGAAACCAAUAAGAGAGAAGAUACCUAUCCUUCUAAGGAGUCAUUUGAUAUCAACAGACGCAUCCGGCAUGUUGUAGUUGGUCCAACUGAAAUCCGUAAGACUGAACAUGUCUUUUAUGAAGGUCCUAUUUCUGACACGCUGGAGUUUGGAACAGGGGACUUUACAACAGGAGUAUCAGCGGACACAGGUCAAUUCAUGAAGGAAAUAAAGUUGAGUCCUGAAACAAGGGAAACCACAGAAAAAAUAAUCUACAGAAGUCCUAUUUAUACAUCUGAAGAAGUAAGUAAUCCUGAAAAUUCUACUCAGAUCCAGGUUUUGAGUGAUAUUAGAUCCUCCAAGCAUAUCACAUUGGAUUCAAAACAAAUUGUUGAAGAAAUCAUGUUUGAGGGAUCAGCUUCAGACUUGUCAUCUGAUACUAGAAGGGGUAUCUUUUCACAGGUGAAAGAUCCCACAGCAAUCAGCACAUCAAUAAGACACAUCCAAAUAGAUCCCAAAGAAAUACAUGUUGAGCGAGAAAUAUAUGAAGUGCCUUUUUCCACUGGAGACCAUGAUCUGUUUGAAGAAACAGUAAAAAAGAUUACAUUAGGACAGAAGGACACAUCAACAUCUGACCAAAACAUUUAUGAAGGUUCCUUCACCAAGACAUCAGAUGAUGGUUCAGUCAAGCUUGGUGAGGAGAAGGUGCUGGAUGUUAACACCACAAUCAGACAUAUCAAAUUAAGUCCGAAGGAAUUUGUAAGUGAACAAAUUGUUUUUACAGAGCCCAUUUCUGAACAGCACCAAAAGGUCAGUGAAUUGGGACAGAUGUUUUCUUCUGAAGGGUCAGUACAUCAUAUUAAAUUAGGGCAGAAAGAAGUCCAGAGUCGUGACAUCCUAUCCCAAGAUUUUGUUUUGGAAUCUCCAGGAAUCGGUUCUUCACAAGAAGACACUUCGGAAAAAAUUAGUCCUGCAGAGAUCAGCAGAUCAACACAUCACAUUCAGAUUGGGCAAGAGCUCAAUCCUGAUGCUCAACUCUUCAGCGGUAUGGAAUUUUCCCACAGAGAUGGACCCUCAGAAAACAGCAAAUCUGUCGGGCAAAUCAGAAUCGGACAGAAAGAAACAUCCUUUACCUUCCAGAUGGACAUAAGCCAAAUGGGUGGGAGAGAGCCACAAGCUACCCUAGUUGUAUCAAGUAGGCAAGAAGCAGAUGACAGUCAACCUGAAGGCAGCAAGGAAGAGGUUUGGAAAGGCCCAGAAAGGGAACAGAAGUCAGAGGAGUCCACGUUUGAUCAAACUGUGCAAUUGCAAAGAAUGGUUGACCAACGAUCGGUCAUUUCGGAUGAAAAGAAAAUUGCCCUUCUCUACCUGAACGAAAACGAGGGGGAAGAGGAGGACGACGAGGGACCCUGGUUUUAAAAAAGUAACAUUUCCAAGUUUUGUUUUUAAAAGCCGAGAAGCUUAAUUGCUGCAUCAUUUGAGUUUUAAACCUGGGGAUUUCUCGUCAUUUCGCCCUGAACAAGGAACUGAGGACUUGGAACGUAAAUUUUCUGAUACAGUAAUACCUUAGUAGCAUUCUUCGCUUAAAUUACAUAAGAUUUCAUUUUACUGAUGCUGUGGACUCUCAAUGCGAUAUAUAUUUUUAUGUAGUUUCCUUGUUUCUGUUUGAGAAAUGAUAUCAGUGGAUAUAGGAAAAUACAUUUUUGCUCAAUUUAAAAAGAGUAGCCAUUCAUUUUUUUUUAAAAAAAAGAUAUUUAAGUCAAUAUCAUACUGAUUCACGUGGAUUGCCCAGAAGAAACAUACAGAUAGCCCUUGACUUAAAAUCACAAUUAGGACUGAAAAAUUCCUCGUUAAGUGGGAUGGUUGUUAAGUGAGGCAUUACGUGAUAACAUUUAAUUUUAUGACCAUUUUUACUGUGGUUAUUAGGUGAAUCUAGCUUUCCCCCCCAUUGAGUUUGCUUGUUGGAAGCUGAGAAGAGUGCAAAUUGUGAUCAUCAGACCACAGUUGUGGCACAGCUAUCCUAAGUGUUAAGUCACUUUUUUCAGUCCUGCUGUAAUUCUGAACUAUUGUUCAACGAAUGGCCAUUAAGUCAAGGACUACCUGUAUUAACAAUCUAAGGAAUAAAGACAGUCUUGUUAUGAUCGCAGUUUAAGGAAAACACGUCUAAACUGUGUACACUAUUAGCAAAAAUGUGUGACUAAUUUGCCAGAUAAUCUCAUUCUAAACUCUUAUUCAGCUACAUUUUUCAAAAAUAAGUGACCAAAUAGGAACAAAAGAGACUUGCUAAUAUUAUGUCAGAUCAUUGGCCUAAACAGUUCAUUGCGCUCUCUCCCUCCCUCCCUCCCUCUCCCUCUCUUUCUUAUUCUCUCCCUCCUUUUCCCGUUCCCUCUCUUUCCUCUCUCUUUCCUCUCUCCCUUUCCCUCUCUUUGUUCUCUCUCCCUCUUUCCUCUCUCCCCCUCUCUCUCUCGUUCUCAUUCUCUCUCCCUCUCCCUCUUUUCUCUCUCCCCCCUCUCUCAUUCUCAUUCUCUCUCCCUCUCCCUCUUUUCUCUCUCCCUCUCUCCCUCUCUUUUUCUCUCAUUCUCUCUUUCUUGUUCUCCCUUCCUCUCUUCUUCCUUCCCUCUCCCUCUUUCCUCUCUCCCUUUCCCCUUAUCUCCCUCUCCUCUCCCUCCCUUUCUCUCCUUUUCUCCCUCUUUCCCUUUCUCUUUCCCUCUCCCUCUCCCCCUCCCUCUCUUGUCUUACACACACACAAACAUACUCAGUCACACUCUACACUCUUGUUGCAAAGUGGAGAAUGCAAUGAGGAUAUUUUAUUAAUAAUGCCAAUUUUGGAAGGAUUUAGGUUCUCACCUUUUAUGCAUUUCCAUAUUUCAUGAGGUAAAAAGCAUAGGGAAAGCUUCAGUUGCUAAAUUAGCGUGUCGUGCUUUAAUUAAAGCCACCAGAGCAGUCCCCUAUUGUGUUUCAUAGGAUUACAUACCUGGAGCACAAUUCUUGCAUAACUGCAUUUCUUUGGAACUGGCUGGGUCCCAAAGAAGAAUGCAAUCGCCUUGAACCUGGACUGCAAAGUUUUGGACCCAGUGAUCCCAAGCUUUUUUUUUUUUAAAUCUGAAGAGAGAAACUGCAUUAAAAGGUGACUAUUUUCUAAGAGCAAUUUUCCUCAUAUAUCAAAGAUCAUCAUAUGCAGACGAUAUUGAGAGACGUUCCUAGCAUAAGCUACGUAUGACUCAGAAUGGAUUCAGUUACGUGACUUACGAUUUGUUCAGAGUGGAGAAAAGCCAACCCCACUUCAGCUUUGAAUCUAAAUUAAGGAGUGUCCAUCACCCACAAUGCUUAUUUUAAUAGCCACCAAUCGAAAUGCCUUUGGGAAACCCACAAGCUCAGGAUCAAAAUAAUCUCCUUGCUUCAGAUAAUACUACGGAAUAGACCUCCCUCCCCCAAAUGGGAGCAGAUUAAGAAAUCCAUCAAAUAGAAAAAAAUAAAAAUAAGUUACAAUAUACAGGUAGUCCUUGACUUACGACCACAACAGAGCCCAAAAUUUCUGUCACUAACCAAAACAUUAGUUAAGUGAGUUUUGUCUCAUUUUACGCUCUUUCUUGCCACAGUUGUUAAGUGAAACACUGCAGUCGUUAAGUUAGUAACAUGGUUAUUAAGUGAAUCUGGCUUCCCCACUGACUUUGUUUAUCAGAAGGUCGCAAAAAGGAAUCCCAUGACACACACACACACACACCCGGGACACUGCAACCAUCAUAAAUGUGAGUCAGUUGUCAAGCAUCUGAAUAUUGAUCUCAUGAUCACAGGGAUGCUGCAAUGGUCAUAAGUGUGAAAAACGGUCAUAAGUCACUUGUUUCAGUGCUGUUGUUCCGUCACUAAAUGAACUGUUGUAAGUCGAGGACUACCUGUAUUAAUAAAGAGUCUUGUGGUCUUACAUUAGACGUAAUUCAAGUUGGGUUUGAAGAAAAAGAAUCUUAAGAAGGAAGAGUAGAGACAACCAACAUUGUCCAUCAGCUGUAUGCAUCUGGAGCAAUGUUUCUCAACUGUGGCAGCUUUAAGUUGGGUGGACUUCAACUCCCAGAAUUCUCCAGCUAGCCAUAUGGAGCCCAUAUUGGUUUUUAUAGGUGACUGGAUGGGGAAUUCUGGGAGUUGAAGUCCAUCCAUCUUAAAAGUUGCCAAGGUUGAGAAAUUGAUUUAGAGGCUAGGCACACAGCUCACCAACCACAGUCUUCGCAUCAUAAUAUGAUAGACACGAUCUCUGCAAGUCACAGUAAUUAUUUUUGAAUAUUUAUGUAGCUUAAUAUGCACCAGUUUUAGGUCAUUGUUUUUGUCCUUUUUUUUUUACUUUAAGUGCUAUCUUAGAUGAUCUAUUUGCUAUGUGCUGGCAGCACUGCCAGGAUUUUAAACGGAUUUCAGCGCUGAUUUGACGGAUUUUUUUCCAGCAGAAUUUUCAAUGAAUGCUUACAUUUUGAGACACAAGUGAACGGAUUUGCACUUAUAAUUUAAGCUGAUUUCACUAUUUUUUUUUUUGUACAUCAAAAACUGAAUUAGAUUUGGGUUGAUGCUUGAGUUUUUGUCCACAAAGAGCAAAAUGGAUGAAAGUUUAUUAAUUAUCUUGAUAUAAAUAUGCAUGAAUUUAUUCCAUUGAAAAGUGCGCUUUGAUCACUAAAGAAAAUAUUAUGAUUACCUCAACAAUAGUGGGUCUUAUUUAAAACUUUUUUUUUCCAGAAGAAAGUACACAAUAUGAUGUUUUGGAGGGUUUUAUUUAAUACAAAUAUAGGCUUUCUUGACUAUUUUUUCCAAAGGGUGGAAGAAUCUUCCACUUUAUAAUGCUGCAAACACAAGUUUUCACAUAGAUACGUGCCUUUACUUCUCAUUAAAAUGGAGGCUCUGAAACUAAUAAAAGUGCCCAAGAUUUAAGUUAAUUGAAAGCAAUAAGAGUGGAGGUACUUGUAACUAACUUGCUUCAUCGGUUUUAACUCUAGUAGGUUUGAUGUUGUAGUUACGUCUGUGAAAUUAAGAAGAAAACAUUUGAGCUACAGUGUGAGCUCUGUACAAUUGUAGGCUGACAUUGUCUGUAGUAAGUGAUCGCAAAGGCUGUAGUAGAUGUUUUAACUAGUGAGUAAUGUCAGGUGGGAUUUGAUGGUCUAUUUUGCCCUGGAAAUAAUCAUAGUUGUAAUGUCGGUGAUGGUUUAACACUGUUAGAACUUACCACUAUUUUUUUUUUUCUGUUGAGCAUUAAACUUUGAAAAAGAA
Messenger RNA from Pantherophis guttatus, 8678 nucleotides. It is a transcript of the gene SYNM, whose product is annotated as synemin. The record is from RefSeq and is a predicted model, not a curated record. Gene Ontology annotation, cellular component: neurofilament cytoskeleton; intermediate filament; costamere. NCBI's taxonomy places the organism in Eukaryota, Metazoa, Chordata, Lepidosauria, Squamata, Colubridae. Gene Ontology annotation, biological process: fast-twitch skeletal muscle fiber contraction; intermediate filament cytoskeleton organization. Gene Ontology annotation, molecular function: intermediate filament binding; structural constituent of muscle; structural constituent of cytoskeleton.